CAGUCAGGAAAUGUUUUUACGACACCAUGGAUCGAAGUCCACCUGCGGGCCUCAAACAACCAUCAGUCCAGCGGGGCUGUGGGGCCGGCCUGUUCGCCUGUCUGACUGCUGAGGCUGUCUGUCUGGUAUCCAGGUCGCUGUGAAAAUGAAGCUCAGGUUGGACUCACAGUGGCGUAAAAGCUGAGACCCGUCUGCUGUAAUGGACCUAGAUGCUUAUCACCCACACAUGCCCUGGCCUCUGGUCCACCACCCUGACCACUGUCCAGAUAAUCUGGAGGGAUCAUCAACAUCUCAGGAGGUCAAGGCUGAGACAAAUGGCAGACCAGAGGUAGAGUCGGAGGAUGCUUGUCCCAUCUGUGGAGACAAAGUGUCAGGAUACCACUAUGGACUGCUCACUUGUGAAAGUUGUAAGGGAUUCUUCAAACGCUCAGUGCAGAAUAACAAGCACUACACGUGUUCAGAACAGCAGCGCUGCCCCAUGAAUCUGUCCCAGAGGAAACGCUGUCCUUUCUGCCGCUUCCAGAAGUGUUUGGCAGUGGGAAUGAAAAGAGAAGCUGUAAGAGCGGAUCGUAUGAGAGGUGGCAGAAAUAAAUUUGGCCCUCUGUACCGACGGGACAGGCAGAUGAAACAGCAAAGGGCUCACCUUCAGACAAGCAGUGCCCCCUACAGGAUUAAGCAGGAAACCACCCACGCACAACGCCCCACCACAAGAGAUGACCUCCCUGUGGCCAACCACACCAGCACACCAUCGUCUUCAGACGCUUUUCAUCAGACCUACAUGUAUUCGCCCGGCACGGUGCAGUCAGGAGUGUCUGUGCCUCUGGACUGCACGGUGAACACUGACAGAAUUCUCACUCUUCCGUCCUUGCCUUGUCCUGCCAGACACUACAGCACGCUCCCUGUUUUCUCCCAGGAGAAGGGAGACAGGGCGUUCACCCGCAGCACAGCUCCUGCUGACCCUGUCGUUCACCCCAACAGUGCAUUCACACCAAGAGGCACACCGGUGUCCGCAACAUGUUCCGCGCUAAGAUCCGGCCCAUCACUCUCCCGAGCUCUCACUCAAACCUCACACACUCCUCCGCCCGCCUAUCCCACCACCGACUUCUUAAACCUUCUAAUGGAAUGUGAGCAGGACGAGAGCCAGAUGUGUGCCAAAGUCCUGGCCAGCCUGCAGAGAGAACAGGCCAACCGAGGGAAACAUGAUUGUCUCAAUACAUUCAGUAUCAUUUGUAAAAUGGCUGACCAGACUCUGUUUGGACUGGUUGAGUGGGCCAGGAACACCACGCUCUUCAAGGAGUUGAAGGUGGAGGACCAGAUGGUGCUACUGCAGAGCUGUUGGAGCGAGCUGCUAGUUCUGGACCACCUGUGCAGACAGGUGGACUACGGCAAAGAGGGAUGCAUAUAUUUGGUCACGGGACAACAGAUUGAAGUGUCGACCAUUAUCUCCCAGGCAGGGGUGACACUCAGUGGCCUGGUGUCAAGGACACAAGACCUGGUGUCCAAACUGAAGACACUCCAGUUGGACAGACACGAAUUUGUUUGUCUUAAAUAUCUGGUCCUGUUCAACCCAGAUGUGAAGGACUUGCAGGGUCGCAGUCAGGUGGAGCAGAUCCAAGAGAGGGUGAAUCGAGCCUUGAUGGAGCACACUCACUACAUCCACCCUGGACACUCAGACAAGUUUGGUCAGCUGCUGCUGAGGCUUCCUGAGGUACGCAGCAUCAGCCUGCAGGUUGAGGAGUAUUUGUACCAGCGCCAUCUUCUUGGGGAUUUGCCCUGCAACUCUUUGCUGGCUGAAAUGCUCCACACCAAGCACAACUGAGAAGACGACGUGGUGAUAAUGAUGUUUUUCUGUUUCAUCAUAGACAUUAACAUGUGUGAUGUCCUCACUUCACUUCAGUCACAGAAGCCUGUGUCGUUCCAGCUUAGAGUCUGCUCCAGACAUUUUGAUGCCUAUAGUGUGAUUUGGCGCCCUCCAUGGUCCCCUAUUGUAACUACUUAUUAGGGGCAUCACAGCACCCCCUCCUACAGCAAACACCGGCCCAGGACACUGCCUACACUUGGUCUGUGUUAAAAACCGACUCUCUUUGCAUCAACAGGCAGUGUAUUUUUAUACCGUAUUCCACCUAUGAAAUAAGCACAGACGUCAGCUAAGAAGCACAGAAUACAGAGUUGAGAUUUUUUUUCUCAGCUCGAUCUUCAGCCUAUUCACAGCCACAAUUAUGAAACCACACACAGACAUACACAAACGUUCGGUUUUGCAGGAUCAUUUUUGUGAAUCUUGAAACCACAAAGCUUACGCUAGUUCGGUAACCACUGCAGCAGUUCUCUAUCAGCAGUAUUAACACAGCCGUAACACAUGAUGUCUUGGAGGACUUAAGAUCAAAGCACAAUAAACAGAAAAUAAUAAACAAUAGUCGUAUAUAAAAAAG
Molecule: messenger RNA, 2429 nt
Organism: Cynoglossus semilaevis (tongue sole)
Lineage: Eukaryota; Metazoa; Chordata; Actinopteri; Pleuronectiformes; Cynoglossidae
Gene: nr5a5
Product: nuclear receptor subfamily 5, group A, member 5
Exons: 7
Coding region: 200-1819 (539 amino acids)
Biological process (GO): tissue development; regulation of transcription by RNA polymerase II; hormone-mediated signaling pathway
Cellular component (GO): RNA polymerase II transcription regulator complex
Molecular function (GO): zinc ion binding; nuclear receptor activity; RNA polymerase II cis-regulatory region sequence-specific DNA binding
Source: RefSeq, a predicted model, not a curated record